Spirometra erinaceieuropaei is the source of this 771-nucleotide messenger RNA. Lineage: Eukaryota; Metazoa; Platyhelminthes; Cestoda; Diphyllobothriidea; Diphyllobothriidae. The record is from the annotation of a GenBank genome assembly.
AUGUGCUCGAGCACAUACGAGAACUCCGGUCUGGUCAUCAACACGCAGAAGACGGUGGGCAUGCACCAACCGCCACCCAACCCAGCCAAUCCCCCCAACGCGCUGCAAAUCAGCGUGAACGGAACCCAACUACAAGUGGUGGAGAACUUCCCGUACCUGGUCAGUACCCUCUCCCGCAACACCAAGAUCGAUGACGAAAUCGCCCACAGGAUCUCGAAAGCCAGUCAAACCUUUGGUCGGCUCAAAAGCACAGUUUGGAAUCGUCACGGUCUCCAACUGAGCACGAAGCUAAAGAUGUACAAGGCCGUCAUCCUGCCGACGCUGUUGUACGGAGCGGAGACUUGGACAGUGUACUCAAAGCAGGCACGCCGACUGAACCACUUUCACCUCAGUUGUCUUCGUCGCAUCCUGAGGCUGAACUGGCCGGAUCGAAUCUCUGACACUGACGCCCAGGGGCAGACGGGAAUCCUCAGUAUCUACACCAUGUUGCGACAAAUGCAGCUGCGUUGGAGCGGCCACCUGGUUCGCAUGGACGACGAGCGGCUGUCCAAACGACUUUUCUACGGAGACGUCGCGACGGGUUCUCGUCGUCAAGGAGGCCAAAUUUGGCGAUACAAGUAUACUCUGAACUCCUCCCUGAAGCGUCUGCAAAUCAACCCGACCAACUGGGAAGAGCUCGACAUCGACCGACCGACCUGGAGGAGGACAGUGAAAACAGGCGCUGCGAUCUACAAGGCCAACCGCAUCGCUGCCGCUAAAGUGAAACGCUAA